Messenger RNA from Helobdella robusta, 696 nucleotides. RefSeq lists its product as hypothetical. NCBI's taxonomy places the organism in Eukaryota, Metazoa, Annelida, Clitellata, Rhynchobdellida, Glossiphoniidae. The coding region runs from base 1 to 696 and encodes 231 amino acids. The transcript has a single exon. The record is from RefSeq and is a predicted model, not a curated record.
AUGGAAAAAAGAGAGUCGCUUGAACCAUUAUCGUCAUCAUCACCGGCAGACAACCUUGUAGAUAUACAACAGCAAGAUAUACAAGCCUCCAAACCACUGCCUCGGCGUAAAUGGUCCGAACAACAACUACCAAAGCAGCAGGCUGAUAAAACCUCAUCAUCGACAGACUACCUACAAGGUAUAAAUCAACAAAAUGUACAAGCCCCCAAGCCACUGCCACGACUUAAACGAUCCCAGCAACAACCACUCCAGCAAAAAACUAUUGAAUUGGCAGACAGCCUGAAAGUUAUACAACAAAAACAUAUACAAUGCACCAAACCACUGUCUCAGGAUCAACAACUCAUGCAACAGGCUCUUGAAUUUCAGCCAAAACCACUGCCACGAACUAACUGGCUAUUAAAACAACAAAAUAAGUCUCGCCGACCACUACAGCAUAAAAUUGGAGCUUCUGAACAGGAUUCUAACCUGCCCCAACCCAUGCAAAGAACCAACGGGUCCAAAAAACAACCUCUAAAUGGGACCAAACUACAAUGCAAACAACAAAGUAAGGCACUCGAGUCUCGACCAAACAUAACGGCCGUUAUGGAAAUAACUUUGAAAAAAUUACAGAAGACAUCAAAAAAUAAUCUACUAAGAAGUAUUUUAUUAAUUAACAUCCUCCGUUUGCUGAUGCGUUCGUUAGAAAGAAGGCCAUAA